GACGAGGCGACGGCAGCCCGGACGGGGUCCUAGCGGGACCGAAGGGGGACGCAGAGGGGCGUGCCGACUUCAGGGGACGCCUGAUCCGAGGAAGGCCCAGCUUGGCGCCGGUCCCCGCGGAAAGUGAGUUGAGAUGAGGUGGGCGGGCGAGAAGAGCUCCAGCGAGACUCAGGUGAACGCGCAGGCAGCACCGGGGACGGACUCGAAGCUCCGGUUCCACCAACUGCCGCCAAGACGCUGAGGACCCAACGGGUCUCCUCAGGCCGCGAGGCCUUCGGGGAAAUGAAGUCCGGAUCGGAACCACACACGGAUUGGCGAGCGUCUGGGUGAAGGGCGGAGCGAGGGAGAGAGAUGCUUCUGUGAUUGGUGGAAAGAUAUCUCAGUCUGGACCCCAGAGUUGAGAGUGACGUACCGUUGGGGCACCUCCUUCCCCUCCAUUGGCUUAAUUGCCUAGGAGGCGGGACUAACUAGCAAACGCGGACUAGAAAUACGGAUGCUGAAAAGCAACGGGGAGAGACGCAGUCGUAACGCACUUCCGGCGGUCUACGCGAGGAAGAUGGCUGCAUCCCAGCAGCAAGCUUCAGCGGCUUCCUCAGCUGCUGGUGUAUCGGGUCCUAGUUCGGCUGGCGGCCCGGGUCCCCAGCAGCAGCCGCAACCGCCAGCACAACUGGUGGGCCCUGCCCAGAGCGGCCUCCUGCAGCAACAGCAACAGGACUUCGAUCCUGUACAGCGUUAUAAGAUGCUCAUCCCGCAGCUGAAGGAGAGUCUACAGACCUUGAUGAAGGUUGCAGCCCAAAACUUGAUUCAGAACACUAACAUCGACAAUGGACAAAAGAGCAGUGAUGGACCCAUACAGCGCUUUGACAAGUGCCUGGAAGAGUUCUACGCACUCUGUGACCAGCUGGAGCUGUGCCUGCGCCUGGCGCAUGAGUGCCUGUCACAGAGUUGUGACAGUGCCAAGCACUCUCCAACGCUGGUGCCCACAGCCACCAAGCCCGACGCAGUGCAGCCUGACAGCCUCCCCUACCCACAGUACCUGGCGGUCAUCAAAGCCCAGAUUUCCUGUGCCAAGGACAUUCACACCGCCCUGCUGGACUGUGCCAACAAGGUCACGGGCAAGACACCCGCACCACCUGCUGGCCCUGGGGGCACCCUGUGAAGUAGGGGACAGGGAGUGGGGCAGGCAGUGGUUGGUGUGUGGUGUGCAAAGGGAAUGAAGAGCGUCCUGGGCCUAAACACAGCAGCCUCCUCUCUUUUCCUGCCUGAGCACCGCAGCGGGAGCCAGCAGGGGGCAGCAGAGGCCAACAGGGAGCUCGCAGGCCGGGCCCCUGCGUCCCUGCCCCUUCUUCCUGCUCCCCCUCCUAGCCUAGGGUAGACUUUGAACUGUGUGUGUUGAUGACCUCUCUGUUCCACAGGCCCUCCCCCAUUCUUGCCUGGGUGUGGAGCCCUGGCUGUCCCCUCUCCCUCAGUCCUUCCUGACUGUCUCCAGCUGGGAAGUGGUCUCUGUGUGCCACUCCUCUGUGUCUCUAUUACAGUUGUGUCUCUGUCAUCCUGUCUCUUUUUUCCUUGUUUCUCUGUUCCUGUUAAUGUGUUUCUCCCCAUGGUCCUAUGUCUCUCACUCUGACCUCCCUCUCUUAGUCCCCUUUAGCUGUCUUCUAUCCCCAGCUCCUAACUGGGACUCUGUGUCUAUGCAGGGGGCCAGCACCCCUGGGUUAUCUGGGGCUAAGGGAAGGGACUUCAUUUCCAGGGGCCACAGCCAAGCCCAGAGUCCCCCAGUGGCUCGCAUGUCAGCCCAGACCCCAGGGUCCUUGGCCUAGGAGAGGAGCACUGGAGGGGCCCAGGCUCUGAGCUCCACAGGUCUGAGCAGGGAGCAACUCAGGCCCCCACCCAAGCCUGCGUCAGCGGAACUUGAGUGAGGGGCGUUGUGCAAUCUGUGGCAAGGCUGGCCCAGCUGGAUGCCUGGGUCCCAGUAUUUUUAGCCCCAAAGGAGAAGUGAAAAGGCCCCAGCCGGGGUGAAUCAUCAGUCCUGGGGAAGAACCCAGGCGCCUGAGCCCCAGCUCCGGGAAGCAGGCACUGGGGAGGGGGCUUCAAGGAGGGAGUGCCCCCUCAGACUCUCUGCUUCCCUGGAAGCUUCAGGAAGCUCAGCCUCGGCCUUCAGGCCUGAGCAAGUGCAGGGCGGAGCUACCAGCCCAGGCUCAGAUGUUGGGGUGUGAAAGCCUCAAGUGACUCAGCCUGGUUGGAGAACUGCCCCACCCAGUAUCUUCUGUGCCAUGGUUCCCACAUUCGCACUCCGUGGCCUCCUGUCCUGGACCCCACGUCUGCAAGGAAACCCUAGGACCAUGGAUACCUCUGUGAUUCACGCUGAGCCCAAGUCCCCACACUGGAAAACUGGGAAAUGGCCAGCUGUGUGUCCCAGGAAAUUCCUCCCCUUAUUCUUCCUUGAAGUGCCCAAGCAUGUAGGGCAAGAAGGAAGGCUGAAGCGCUGUCCCUAGGAGGAAUUUCUCCUUCAGGGAAGCCUCAGUUUUGCCCAUUUAUCUAAUUGAAUCAGUUUUUUACCCAAUCCCCCGGUUUUGUAGGAUAAUCUCCCUUAUCUAAAGUCAACUGAUUAUGGACUUUAAUCACAUCUACAAAACACUUCUAUGGCAACAGCUAGAUGAGUGUUUGAAUAACUGGGACUGUAGCCCAUCCAAGUUGACACAUAAAACUGACCAUUGGGCCGGGGGUGGUGGCUCACGCCUGUAAUCCCAACACUUUGGGAGCCCGAGGCGGGCGGAUCACAAGGUCAGGAGUUCAAGACCAGCCUGGCCAACACGGUGAAACCCCGACUCUACUAAAAAUACAAAAAAUUAGCCGGGUUUGGUGGCACGCGCCUGUAGUCCCAGCUACUCGGGAGGCUGAAGCAGGAGAAUCGUUUGAACCUGGGAGGCAGAGGUUGCAGUGAGCCAAGAUCGCACUAUUGCACUCCAGCCUGGGCGACAGGGCAAGACUCUGUCUCAAAAAAAUAAAAAACUGACCAUCUAGUCCUUGUCAUCUGGGCACCCUCACACAUCUCCUUAACCACACUUAAUCUCCAAAUAAGUGCAAUAACAUAGUCAUAGUCCCACCCAACAUGAUGCAGUUAUCUUGCAUACAACUGAAAAUAGCUAACCCUUUCCCCAACGGAGCCCACCAGCAGUGGUGGAGAUGUCGGUCCAUGAGCACACACACAAGACUGAGGGACUGUCGGCCCUCCCAGGUGGUGUCAACACAACAUCACACACAGGUGGGGGGCCUGAUAGCCCAGCACCCAUGAUACAGGGCCUACCAAUGCUUAAAACCACACCCAGGGAGCCCACAGAGGCACUCAGUGAGUGGUGGGGUGAUGGAUGCACAUCUAUCAGGCACAGGGCGGAGGUGGGCACCACUAAGUUGCACUCAGCAAACACAUUGGGUAUCUUGUGCCUAAGGCCUGUAUUUGUGGAGCUGAUGUUCUAGUGAGAGACAGUAAAUGUGACAAAAGUAAAAUAUAUCAGAUGGUGAGAAAACAGAAAAAUGAGAUCAGAAAUGGAGAUGUUGGGGCCGGGCACAGUGGCCCAGGCCUGUAAUCCCAUCACUUUGGGAGGUGCAGGCAGGUAGAUGGCUUGAGCCCAGGAAUUCAAGACCAGUCCGAGCAACAUAGCAAAGGCCCUUAUCUGCAAAAAAUUCAAAAAUUAGCCAGGUGUGGUGGUGCGUGCCCAGGUUCCCAGGUACUCGGAGGCUGAGAGGUGGGAGGAUGCCUUGAGCUUGAGAGGUCGAAGCUGCAGUGAGCUGUGAUCGCACCACUGCACUCCAGCUUGGUUGAUGGAGACCCUGUUUUUUUAAAGAAGUGGAGGUGUUUACACAAGCAAAAUACUCAUUUUUUUAAGUGUAAUUAAGUUGAAGAUCAAAAAAUGGAAAUGUAUAAUUAAAAAAUCAUACUUAGCAAAUCUAACACAUGAAAUGUAACAUCUGCAUAUGGAGAAUUGUGUUACUUUAUUGAAAAACAUUAAAAGUUUGAGAACUUAA
This is a messenger RNA of Gorilla gorilla gorilla (western lowland gorilla), 4023 nucleotides long. RefSeq names its product mediator complex subunit 29 (gene MED29). Gene Ontology annotation, cellular component: mediator complex. NCBI's taxonomy places the organism in Eukaryota, Metazoa, Chordata, Mammalia, Primates, Hominidae. The transcript is spliced from 4 exons. The record is from RefSeq and is a predicted model, not a curated record. Gene Ontology annotation, molecular function: transcription factor binding; transcription coregulator activity. Gene Ontology annotation, biological process: regulation of transcription by RNA polymerase II. Bases 494 to 1159 code for a protein of 221 amino acids.